Molecule: messenger RNA, 1121 nt
Organism: Dreissena polymorpha
Lineage: Eukaryota; Metazoa; Mollusca; Bivalvia; Myida; Dreissenidae
Exons: 5
Coding region: 195-1121 (308 amino acids)
Source: RefSeq, a predicted model, not a curated record
UGGAAAUCCCCGUAAAAUUCAUAUAAACUUUCUUUCGAUUUCAUUCGAACGGAUUUUCACGAUACAUACAUUCGAACGAAUAAGUACAGGUCUUCGAUUAGGUUGGCCCUAUUUGUGUCAGAAGAGCAUACUUUGAGUUCACUCCAUCGAAGCGGUCCAACAUCAAGCGAUAUCAAACACUUGAAACAAAAAUCAUGCAGAUUCCAGAGCACUUCACAGAAUUGUCUAUCCGAAUGUCUGAAGCACUUGAUGACAGUGGAGCUGAUAAGAAAACUGUAAUGGAGCGGAGGAGAACUUUCUUGCUGAGGGAGCAUAUUGAGCAGAUAACAUGUCAACUAAGAGGAAUGGACUUCGAGUGUUUUCAUUUCGGGAGCCAGUCGGAAGGGACCACAACUCCCGGUCUCCAGUCUGAUAUUGAUGCCCUAGCAAGUUACAACCAAUUCAAUAUCAUGACCGUCUGGGAAGACUGGAAGGCUUCGAUGGUAAACUUACUGAUGCUCCGCGACGAUACCAUUCCUCCACAACAGUACUUGCUACAAGUCAUCGAAAACGAUACACCGGAACCGGUGACCAGUCUGACUCAUGGCAUGUUCGUAAGGAAAGAUUCUGGACAAGUACUGCUCAGCGCUGAAAGAUGGAAACAAUACCUCGAGUAUGAGGCUAGGGAUCUAGGAGAGGCAACCAAAAAUGGGCCUUCUGUGAGUUUCACACCUAACUGGGAUAUUGUAAACGCAUGGCAUGUGCUCAAACCUCUUCCUGAAAUACAACACUGGAUAGACAGAUGUAGAGGUAGACCAUGGCCGUCUGUUCAUUUACUUGAGGCUGCGCGGUUAGCGCCGUGUUUCCUGGUACCAGCCGGUCAUCCAGACAGUGACUACAAGCUCGAAGAAUGGCGACUGUCUCCAAACCUGAUAGAACGGAUGUUGAUGUUUAGCUUUAAUAUGACACAAAUAAAAUGUUACAUUUUGUUCAAACUAAUAAAAAAAUCAUUAUUCGCUAAAAUUGUUGGAGAAUCUCUUACAAGCUUUCAUUGUAAAACUAUAAUGUUUUUCACCAUAGAAAGAACACCUCCUUCUCUAUGCGAUGGCUGCGAUUGGAAAGGCUCCCGCAUUAUAUCAUAG